Anopheles funestus (African malaria mosquito) is the source of this 5720-nucleotide messenger RNA. It is a transcript of the gene Ptp52F, whose product is annotated as phosphatidylinositol phosphatase PTPRQ. Gene Ontology annotation, biological process: protein dephosphorylation. The coding region runs from base 679 to 4986 and encodes 1435 amino acids. The record is from RefSeq and is a predicted model, not a curated record. NCBI's taxonomy places the organism in Eukaryota, Metazoa, Arthropoda, Insecta, Diptera, Culicidae. Gene Ontology annotation, molecular function: protein binding; protein tyrosine phosphatase activity. The transcript has 7 exons.
CGGGAGGUGAUGUAUAGGUACACAAAAAGAAUGUUAUCACCAGGUAAUAUACCGGCCAUUCGUAACCGAAUCGCGCCUGAUAGUACGCAUAUUAACAGCGUAUUCGCGAGGUCCGAUAAAAAUUGCUCACGACGAGGUAGCUCACAAACCGAUCGAAGUACGAAUUCAGUGUCAGUCAUUGUAGGUUCGUGAAUGUAAUUGGACAUCCGCAUCCGACGCAUCCGAGUGUGACGAUUAUACUAGUGACGUAGGCAAUCAAACUGUACUGGCCAAUUCUGUAAAGCUCUAAUCAGUGUCUUGGUGAAGUUUUGGAUAAUGUUCACCAAUUGAAAAACAUUGUAACAACAGUGAUUUAAAGCUAAAUGUAACAACGCUUGUAUUGCGCUAGUCACAACCUGUAGAAAUCCAAUCGAUAAACCUCAAUGAAAGGUCCCCGAACACAAGGAGAUUCUAUUGAAUUGUUACAACUGUCCGAUAACGUCGCCGAUGAAUGAUGGAUUAAUUGAAGGAGUAUUUUAUUGAUAGCAAUUACUCCCCAUGUAUGACUGGAUCGUCGUACAUAUCGUCAAUACUAUGUGCAAACUAACGACAAAUGACUAAGUUUCCGUGUAUGUAAACAUUGAAUAAGCCACGAUAAUCAAUAAAUUUAAUGCCUGCAAAUAGUGAUGAGAAAUAGUAAUGCUGAAGGUAAUUGUGCUUUUCGCUUUAUUGUUCGGUAGUGGAUGGACGUCAUCGCAACAAGGAGUUGUUAACGUCCACGACACCGUUCAUUUGAGUAAGAGUUCCUUAUCGAACGAAUUGUUACCUCAAUCGAAGAAGUACGAGCCGCAGUCGACUGUUUUAAGCAGAUGUCGAUCUACAACAUUGAAUAUUACCGUUUCAAAAUCGAUAGUGAAUGUCGGCGAAUGGCGAGCAGAAAAAGAUGUCAAUGUGAGCUACGAGAUGGUCAUAUCUUACAUAAGCCCCAACAUAAGUCCGACCAAACAGCUGAUAAAACAGUUUAAGGACGUUGCACUCCCGGUGCAGCAUAGAUGUACCAUUUUCAUGCUAAAUGUUAGUCGAACAGACAGUGGAACGUCCGAUUGUGUGUAUGGACUAUGGAAACCGAAUUUGGAAAUAGUCCAACUGCAGAUUCUGGAAACUGGAAGUGAACGUAAGUCGUACGUCCUAACAUGGAUAGUGGAAAUGGAGGAUUGUGUCGAUUAUUAUGAAGUAUUGAAACUGAACGACAAAUCCCUACGAACGAACAUUCCUUUCAUUACGCUACAAGAUUUGAAACCGUAUGAGCGACAUCGAAUUCAAAUCAGUGUGAAAUAUCAGAACGGAGAUCUAAUACAAAGAUAUGUGGAGAUAUUUGUACAUCAUGUACCAGAUUCACUAAAAUCAUCGCUUGACUCAUCGCGGUGCUCCUUCGACUUCACAAUACAACAACGAAAACGGGGGACUUUGAGUAAUUCAGCGAAAUUCAAUGUUUCACGUAUUGCCCAACCUAUAACGAAUGCAACAGUUUGCGCUAGAUUUUCUAGUCCUAGUUUUUCGGCUAAGAGCCUAUCAACAAUUCGACCAGUCUUCGUAGGUUCAUCUGUCCCAAAAAAACCGUCAGCCAUACCGCCCAGUUGUCCUGUUCGAUCGAUAUCCAGUAAUGGCGAUGUAACCAUCAGACCACAAACGAUCGGACCAGUUCGGGAUCUUCGUGCAAUCACUGAUAUUGACAGAAGCAUCUUGCUAACAUGGCGACCUCCAAAGGAUAGUUUCCAGUGCGUCAAGGAGUAUCUCAUCACAUGGUCAUCGGAAAGCCAAAUCAUUGAUGCAUCGAACACGACGUACAAUGUGACGAAUCUGGAGUCGUGUGCAACGUACGAGUUCACGGUAAAUGCUAUCGAUCAUGCAAACGAUAAAGGAGAACCAGCAAGUGUUACCGCAACGGUGCGUGAACUCCAGCAGCUGUCCGAGGUGACUGAGCUGGAAUUGAAUGAAGUAGAACCAAGAUCACUUUCCGUUAAAUGGAAACCUCCCAUCAAUGGAAGUUUUUGUGUGGAGGCUUACCGUGUGGUAGCUUGGUACAACACCCCCGAAACAGGCAUAGAUGUGGAAGUAUUCUCCAACACCACCAACGAUCAGCAUGUCACCUUUGGAGAGGUAAUCGCUUGCAUGGUUUACACGGUGCAAGUCAUACCGAUCUCCAUCAGCAAGAAGGACGGUCUCAACGAGAUAGGAUCGGUGAAGACGAAGGAACGUACCAUCUUGUCCUAUCACGUGGAACCAAUCCGUGGAAUUGCGAUAAAUUCAAGGAGUCUGGAGCUUUCGACGAUGCUGCUCAGUGAAAACAAUAACAACUGUCUAUUGAUCAGUGUGCAGUACAAUUGUACCCUGAUGGAGGAGAACGAACCAGUUCCCGAAUCACAGAUUGUUAAAGAAUUCGUCAUUCCAAACUCCAACACAAGUUUUGAAGGUAUAGUGGAGCCUUUGAAUCCAUUCUCGGUGUAUAUGUGCAAUGCUCGGAUUCAGAACAUAGCGGGAUGGAGCGAUCCAACACCCUCAUUCGAGUUCAAAACCGCAGAAGAUGUGCCCGAUAGUCCAAGUGUGCUGGAACUAGUUGGACAGAAUCGUUCCAUAGAAAUCAUAUGGAAAGCCCCUACUGUGAAGAAUGGAGUAGUCGUACGUUAUCGCAUACAUGUCCGCAUGAUCGCGCCAGAGUAUCCACUUCCGAAGCUCUGUACACCGUUGGAAGAGUUCAACGAAACAGUAGACCUGCGGGACGAAGUGAAUCCCGAUGAGGCGCGCAGCUGGGAUGGAGUCGAAUUUCAACACGUAGUAGCGAAGUUGAAUCCCUACACGCUAUACACGGUACAGGUGGCGGCGGCAACGGGAGCCGGAUUAGGGCCAUAUACGGAACCAAAGGAAGUAAUCACCCUGCCUGACGUUUCGAACACAACCGAGAGCUUCCGAGUCGAUAAAAUUGAAGGUCCGGAGCUGGAUCAGCCGUACAAAUCGUCGGUGUGGUUUUCCUGGAGUCUUCCGUGUGGUUUGCACGGAAGGCUUACCCGAUUCGUAGGCCGGAUGGAAGGCAUUCGCGAUCAGGAUCCAUCGAUACCGCAUGCUAUAGCCUGGGACGUUAACAUUGAGGAGAGUGAAGUAAUAAAUGAUGCGUACAGCUACGUUGAAAAUCGUCUCAAGCCCGAAUACAACUACACCGUAUCGUUGAGUGUGGAAGUAGCCAACGUGAGCGAACUUAGCCCUAACGUGAAGCUGCAGUUCGAAUCUCCAGCAGGAAUUCCCACGAUUGAUCACACGGAAGAAUGGUUCAAUGUGGACGUUUUUGAAGCGCCCAACCCCACCAAUACGGCCCGAAUAGUGCUGGGCAACAUGACGUUAACGUCAGACUUUGGCAGCAUACGCUAUAUGGCACUGCUGAUAUCGGAGCGACUUUGCCAGCAGGAUCCAGAACCCCGCACCGACUUCAUCGACAACUCGGAAGAUAAUGAAUGGCCCGAAGUUCUGGAUUGGUACCGCGCUAACAAUAUGCGCUGCGUGGAACAGUACCAGACAACACCCAAGUUUUGGAAUCCAAUCAAUCGUUUGAUUCGUGAGGAAAGACGUAGCGGAGGAAUUGAGUACGUCGUGGGAAAGGAUAGCUGUGAGGGACAGGAGUACUGCAAUGGACCACUGAAACCAGGAACGGAGUAUGCGCUCAUAGUGCGAAUAUUCUCCCGCAGCGGGUACACCGAUUCAGAAAUGCAGGUGUUCCGUACGGAUUCCCUCAUUAAGGUCGGUCUUAUCGUGAGCGCUGUGAUCGGUUGUCUGUUGUUAGCGUUCAUCGGUGGACUGGUGAUUGUAUGGCGUAAGCAACGGUUGCUGCUACCGGCACAGCAAACGGGACGCGCACCGACGGAAGAACCGUCCGACAUUCCGCUGAAGAAUUUCCCUGCUCAGUUCGAUGAGUUGUUUCAAUCGAACCGGGAAAAGGUUUCGAAAGAGUUCCAAGCGAUCAACUACUUCUCCGAUUUUGCUCUCCAGGAGACGGUUACAUUUCAGAGUGCGCGUGAGAAUGAGCGUAAGAAUCGUUACAUCAACAUCCUACCGUUUGAUUCGAAUCGCGUGCUGCUGGACUGCAACGACGAUGAUGAGAAUAUCGAACAUGGUGCUAACGACUACAUCAAUGCAUCGUUCAUCGAAGGAUACAAAUAUCAGCGAGAAUACAUUGCAACACAGGGUCCGAAGCAGGAGACGUGCUACGAUUUCUGGCGUAUGGUGUUGCAGUACGAGAUCGAAUCGAUCGUCAUGCUUACGCAACCGAUCGAUCAUGAUAAGAACAAAUGUUGUCAAUACUUUCCACGAUUCGAUGAGUACAUCGAUUUUGGUGACAUACGGGUAAAGUGCACACAGGAACUGAACCUAUCCUUGUACUACAAACGUCUGUUUCUAAUUUCGAAGGAAAAUGUCACAAAAGCAGUAUUUCAUUACCACUUUCUUGAAUGGCCGGAUCAUAACUGUCCCGCCAGUACGGCGGAUCUGAUCAAGUUCUCCAAAAUUGUCCGCGCCGAACGAAAAAGCAACGCCAUUCCGCUCGUGAUACAUUGCAGUGCGGGGGUCGGCCGUACCGGUACCUUCAUUGCGCUGGACAUCAUUCUGCAGCGAAUGCUGCAGGAGAAAAAAAUCAACGUGUACGAUACGGUGAAACGAUUACGGCGACAACGCGUGAAGAUGGUACAAACGCUCGAUCAGUACGCAUUCCUUUACCAAUGCUGCCUGGAAUAUGUAUCGAAGAAUAAUCGAAAAAAACCAAAGACAAGCAGCGUUGAGAUCAUACGACGUGAGGACAAGGACAAGCAGUAUCCUGAUGUGAUCCUGGACGUGGAACAGCUACAAGUCGCCGUCGGUAACGGGGGAAAGCCAAUGUUUAACAUCAAAUUCCCAAAAUCCGUCAAUGCGGGCCUGGGAAACGUGAACAGCUUUGCUCCGAGCGAGAUUGAAAGUGAUAAAUGAGUCAAACGCUUAUCCGCAUACAAGACCUGGUUCAGGGGUGAAUGUGAUGGCAGCUUUGUUUUGAUAUUGUUUUAUUAUUUUUAUUACCUAAAAUAUCGAUCUGUGUGUUAGUUGAAAAUUAAUUUAUUAUGCUCGGGAUAGAAUGAUGCAUGUAUUACAUAGAGAGUAUCAAUGUCUUUUCAGAAUGUCUAAUGAAAGAUUAAAAUGACUAACGAAAGGAAAAUUAUGUUGUUUCUAACCCCGUCACUACAUGCUUAGCUUGUUGUUGCUCAAUUUUCCAAAAUAAUUUUGCGACUCUGGCGCGACUUCAAGGUCGUUUAAUUUUAUUCAUGCAACGAGCUGGUAGCGAGAAAAUAAUCUUGAAUUAAAUGAAAUUAUUUUUGGCAAAGAAAAUUAUAGUAAGUAUUAAAUUUAUUGUUUUGUUGAAGUAGAUGAGAAAGGCAAGUUUUUAAGCCCAGUGACAAUGUUUCAAAACAACGAACCACCAAGAAAGCUCGUCGCCGUAGGAAAUUUUCAAAUUUUUAGAAUUUUUUUAAUUUUCUGUAAUUUUUCAUUCUUUUUUCUAUUUAAAGCAUCAUUUGAGUAAAAAGAAAUUCAUUGCAACCAAUUGGCAUUAAAAUAAAUCAAUUUAAAUUUUUUUGCAAAAUUUCUCAAAAAAAUGGCAAGGGGUACCCCUUAUGAAAUUUUCGAGUUGAAAUUUUUUAAAUUUUUUUUUCUCAUUUUUUUAUCUUAUU